CAAAAGUUGUUUCGACAUGGCAGACUAUAAGCCAGUUCAGGACUUGCCUGAUGAGGCCGUCGAAUUGCUUGACGAAGGCUCACAUAGUCCGAACGCUAUGAUAGAUCAGCCAAAAGUCGAGAUGCAGGAGCAAGAGCAGGACACCGCUCGUCAUCGAUCAACAGCUUCACCAAGCAGCUCCAUUGUUAACCUGGCCAACACUGUCCUCGGCUCUGGAAUGCUUGCAAUGCCUUCUGCAGUGGCUUCUGUUGGCUUAAUACCUGCCAUAUUUUUGAUCUUAUUUGCAGCAGCAACAUCAUCUCUUGGAUUAUAUUAUCUUUCAAGAUGCGCAGCUCGAACGGAGGGUAGAAACGCAUCAUUCUUUGCGGUAUCACAGCUGACAUGGCCAUCAGCAGCCAUUUUUUUCGAUUUGGCCAUUGCCAUUAAAUGUUUCGGAGUCAGUGUAUCUUACCUUUUAAUUAUUGGAGAUCUGAUGCCGACGAUUAUCACAUCGCUGGCAGGCAUCAGCAACCAGGAUAACAUGCUUCUAGACAGAAGGUUUUGGAUAACGGUGUUCACAGUCACGGCGAUAGUACCCCUCUCCUUCAUGCGAAAGCUGGACUCUUUAAAGUACACCAGUAUAGUGUCGCUCUUUGCUGUCGCAUAUCUCUGUGCCAUUGUUAUAUGGCACUUUUCAUCUUCCAACUUCAUAAACGACCCAACUGGCAACGUAGAAAUGGUCCAUUUUUCUACUCGAUUCUUCCGAAGUCUUCCAGUUUUCGUAUUCGCCUUUACCUGUCACCAAAACUUAUUUGCAGUCUACAACGAACUUAAGGACAAUAGCAAGCAGGUGAUGGUUACUGUCAUUGGUAUCUCUAUAGGAUCGGCCACCGUCAUAUACGAGAUCAUUGGCACCUUAGGGUAUCUUUCCCUAGGCAAAUUAGUGCAUCCUAAUUUUAUAUUGGAAUACCCUUCAAGUGUCUUUGUCACUGGAGGUCGUAUAGCGUUGGUCAUCCUGAACACUUUCAGCUUUCCACUACAAGCUCAUCCAUGCCGAGCUUCCUUGGAAAAAGUCAUCGCUUGUUUAAAAUCCAACACUAGGAAGAACGGAAAAGCUCCUCCUCCCACCCCAUUCCAAUUCUUUGCCAUGACCACCGCAAUAUUGAUCGGUAGUUACAUCGUCGCGAUUACGGUCACGAAAUUGGAUUUGGUUUUGGCAUUUGUUGGAUCUACUGGUUCAACGUUGAUAUCAUUCAUCCUUCCCGGAUUGUUCUAUGUAAAGAUUAAUGAAAACGAGCCAUGGCAUCGAGAGAAGAUUGCUGCUUUGUGUUUGGCAAUUUACGGCGUCGCUGUUAUGGUGAUUUGCUUAACUUUCAACAUUAUACAUAUCUAUCAAUCUUGAUCUUAAAUAGAAUUGUUGUUAUUUUUUGGAUAGAACCCAUUAUAUUUAUUAUAAUUAUCGCUAUUGUACAGAG
Umbelopsis ramanniana AG is the source of this 1454-nucleotide messenger RNA. RefSeq lists its product as uncharacterized. NCBI's taxonomy places the organism in Eukaryota, Fungi, Mucoromycota, Umbelopsidomycetes, Umbelopsidales, Umbelopsidaceae. The transcript has 6 exons. Gene Ontology annotation, molecular function: L-serine transmembrane transporter activity; L-histidine transmembrane transporter activity; L-glutamate transmembrane transporter activity. The coding region runs from base 17 to 1381 and encodes 454 amino acids. Gene Ontology annotation, cellular component: fungal-type vacuole membrane. Gene Ontology annotation, biological process: amino acid transmembrane transport. The record is from RefSeq and is a predicted model, not a curated record.